Molecule: messenger RNA, 815 nt
Organism: Hydra vulgaris (swiftwater hydra)
Lineage: Eukaryota; Metazoa; Cnidaria; Hydrozoa; Anthoathecata; Hydridae
Product: interleukin-1 receptor-associated kinase 1-binding protein 1
Biological process (GO): canonical NF-kappaB signal transduction; immune response
Source: RefSeq, a predicted model, not a curated record
UAGUAUUUUUGAAUAGAAUAUAAAAAACUGUAAAAAAACAAUGUUUGAAGAUAGAUAAAAAUUAAAAUGCUUAAACCUGCUCAAAUGUUCGUUUCUUUAAAUGAUUCUGAUGAAAGUAAAGAAAAUGUAGGAAAAAAAUGUACGAGACAGAUACGAAUACAUGAAGUGGGUGAGGCAGUUAUGAAACCGGAUCGCAUUAAAAGUUGUCUUAAAUUAUAUGCAAGUAAGGAUACGGUUGAAGCGGUUAAGCAAAGUAUUUCUCGUCGUAUUGAUUACAUACUUCAAACUUUAAGAAAUAACAAUACCAGUGAUGUUACCACACACCAGACGUUAUCUUAUUCCAAAGAAAACAAUUUAUAUACAAUGCAAGCAGAAAUUAUAAUUGAAUUUUGCGAUAUUUUUACAUAUGAAAAUACAUUAAAUUUUUUAGUUGAAAAACUCGGAGAUCGUAUAAGUUUUCCAAAAAAUCCAUUAUUUUACCAUUCAACAGGGAAGUUGACCGAACUGCGACGUCAAGCAAGUUUAAAUGCUGUUCAUAACUCUCGCAGUAAAGCGUUAUCGAUAGCUCAGCUUCUCAAUCAGAGUCUCGGUUCCCCUAUUCUAAUCCAAGAAGAAGAUGUAACUGAAACAAAAGGUGUUUAUUUGGGGGAUGAUGCUGUUUCGAUACAAAGUCAACUUGAACUUAAUACAACAAAAGUAACAGUUAAAGUUUACGCUGUAUUUGAAUGCGUUGAGAGGUUGAAGAAAAAUACUUAAAAUAUUAAAAAUAUAUAUUCUGCAUUUUAUUAUAGUAUGACCAUCUAAUUUUAAUAUGA